This is a messenger RNA of Nothoprocta perdicaria, 1812 nucleotides long. RefSeq names its product tigger transposable element derived 1 (gene TIGD1). Gene Ontology annotation, cellular component: nucleus. Lineage: Eukaryota; Metazoa; Chordata; Aves; Tinamiformes; Tinamidae. Gene Ontology annotation, molecular function: DNA binding. The record is from RefSeq and is a predicted model, not a curated record.
AUGAGAGCAAAUGCUGGCAGAACCUUCUCUGGGACUGGCAGAGGUAUACUGAUAGUGAAAAGGAAGAGCCUCACACUUCUCACAUUAUAUCAAAAGCUAGAGAUGAUGAAGCUUAGCGAAGAGGGCAAGUUAAAAGCCGAGAUGGACCAAAAGCUAGGACUUUUGCACCAAGCCAUUAGCCAAACUGUGAAUGCAAAGGAAAAGCUCUUGAAGGAAAUUAAAAGUACUACUGCAGCACACACAAAUGAUAAGAAAGUGAAAGCAGCCUUACUGCAGACAUGGAGAAAGUUUCAGUGGCCUGGACAGAAAGAUCAAACCAAGCACAACAUUCCCUUAAGCCAAAGCCUAAUCAAGAGCAAAGCUUUAACCUUCAAUUCUAAGAAGUCUGGAAGAGGUGAGGAAGUUGCAGAAGAAAACUUUGAAACUAUGAGGUUUAAGGAAAGAAGCUAGAACGUAGAAGUGUAAGGUGAAGAAGCAUCAAGUGCUGAUGUAGAAGCUACAGCAAGUUAUCCAGAAGAUCUAAACAAGGUAAUUGCUGAAUUUGGCUACACUAACAAACAGAUUUUCAGUGUAGAUGGAACAGUCUUAUACUGAAAGAAGAUGCCACUAGGUAUUUUGCAGCUAGAGAGGACAGUCAGUGCCUGGCUUUAAAGGACAGACUGGCUCUUGUUGGAGACUAAUGCAGCUGGUGACUUUAACUUAAAGCCAAUGCUUAUGCACCAUUCUGAAAAUCUUAGGGCCCUUAAGAAUUAUGCUAAAUCUACUCUGUUUGUGCUCUAUAGAUGGAACACGUACUAGGUGACAGCACAUCUGUUUACAACAUGGUUUACUGAAUAUUUUAAGCCUGUGGUUGAGACCUACUGCUCAGAAAAAAAAAAAAAGAUUCCUUUCAAAAUAUUACUGCUCAGUGACAAUGCACGGCACCCAAAAGCUCUCAUGGGGACACACAAUGAGAUAAAUGUUGUUUUCAUGAAGUUAUUUUGCCUUUCAGGUCUACUAAGAAAUAGAUUUCAUAAGGCUAUAGCUGCUAUAGACAGUGAUUGCUCUGAUGGAUCUGGGCAAAGAAAAUUGAAAACUUUCUGGAAAGGAUUCAUUGUUCUAGAUGUCAUUAACAACAUUUGUGAUUCAUACAAGGAGGUCAAAAUAUCAACAUUAACAGGAGUUUGGAAGAAGUUGAUUCCAGUCCUCAUGGAUGACUUUGAGGAGGUCAAGAUGCCAGUGGAGGAAGUAACUGCACAUGUGAAAAUAGCAAGACAACUGGAAUUAGAAGUGGAACCUGAAGGUGUGACUAAAGGUAAGACUUUAACAGACAAGGAGUUACAUCUGGUGGAUGAGCAAGGAAAGUGGUUUCUUGAGAAGGAAUCUACUCCUGGUGAAGAUGCUGUGAACACUGUUGAAAUGACACCAAAGGAUUUAUAACAUUACAUAAGCAUGGCUGAUGAAGGCGCAGGCUUUGAGAGGAUUGACUCCCAUCUUGAAAGAAGUUUUUCUGUGGUUGAAUUGCUAUCAACCAGCAUCACAUGUUGCAGAGAAGAAGUCCUUCAUGAAAGGGAGAGUCAAUCAAUGUAGCAAACUUCACUGCUGUUUUAUUUUAAGAAAUUACCACAGCCAUUACAGGCUUCAUCCUUCAUCACUCUCAUCAGUCUGCAGCUAUCAACACUGAGGCUGUAUUUUUUAAUUAAGGACAUGGAAUCAGGGACGGAUAACCGGGAAGAUAACACAGCAAUGUCCAAGUAUGCAGGGAUGAAGGCUAGCAAGACCGAGGCCCAUCUCGAGAUUUAUAUGGCAAGGGAGGUCAAGGACAACAAGUAG